GCUGGUAUCAGCGUGUGCACGUGCGAAAUUUAAGUUGUGGUCUCUUCUGCUAUUGUACUGCUCCGCAUUCGCCGUUCACUGUAGUACUCUGUGGUGAGCGCUGUAUUUUGUCGUGAGAUAAUCGUGCAAGCUCCCGUCGGCUCUGUGCCUGCGUCACUCGCGGCCGAUGCCGCCCAAAAGGCAAUUUGGAAAGUACUUAUGGGACCCGUCCAUCGACGUUCCGAUACGCUCAAAAUACAGGUUCAGAAAACGUUCAUCAGUUGGCGCUUCGUCUACCGCGUUGGACAAGGAACGAGGUUCUGCAGAUGCCAGUGAAGAAAGUUCGCGUGAAAGCGAAGCAGACGCUGACACAGGCCACAUAGCACCGUUCCCUUCAACUGCUAGUGCAACUGAAGACAGCCAUAUUUUGGAAACCACGAGUGAAGCCUCGUCGACCUCGUCCUCCGAGGACAGCGAAUCGGAAGGCGACGCUGAUGUAUAUCCUCACCACGGCGAGCAGCAUUUUCCGAGAGGCUGGAAGGAUGAGUUGGAUGAAAACCUGUUUCCGGGAUCCAAGCUUACGAAAGCCGAAAGCCUCCUAAUGGUCAUGGCCCACAGCUUGCGCCAUGGCUGCUCAAAAGAAGCCACCGAGAGCCUACUGCAGCUUCUUAGUGCUCACUUGCCAGAAGGUGUCAAAUACCCGACAUCAAAGUAUACCUUUUUUCGACACUUUGCUGGUGCUGAAAAGCAGUAUGCUAAGCAUUUCUACUGUAGUACGUGCUCUGGGUAUAUUGGUGAAUUACCAGGAAAUGAUGUGGUCUGCAGUCACUGCAAUAUAAACCAUGAGAGUGGCAGCUUAUUGAAAAGCUCAUCAUUUUUUCUGGUGAUGGACCUCAAAGGCCAAAUUCAAGAUGUGCUGGAGUCUGGAAAGCUCCAACGCAAUAGUACAGGCACUUCCUUUGAUGUAUGUGACAUCACGGAAAGCUUUCAAUACAACAAGUUGCCCGUGACUGCGAAUGACAUUACCUUAACGUUUAAUACUGAUGGUGUGCCCCUCUUUGAAAGCUCCAAUGCGAGCAUGUGGCCACUUCUUUUGAUGGUUAAUGAACUGCCUUACAAACAACGUGUGCAAAAUCUUUUGUUAGCUGGGCUGUGGUUCGGCACAGGUAAACCAUCAAUGAACUGUUUUUUGACCCCAUUUGUAAAAACGAUGAAUGAGCUGUCAUCCACUGGAGUUGUUUGGAGGGACAGCAGUGGUGUGUCGCACACGUCAAAAGCAUUUCCUGUCCUUGUGCAGUAG
Molecule: messenger RNA, 1279 nt
Organism: Dermacentor silvarum
Lineage: Eukaryota; Metazoa; Arthropoda; Arachnida; Ixodida; Ixodidae
Exons: 2
Coding region: 167-1279 (370 amino acids)
Source: RefSeq, a predicted model, not a curated record